AAACUGUAAGCGUCAAUGUCGGAAGUAUGUCAACGGAAGUUGUUAGUUGCUGUGGUACGUCAGUGAAAUGAGUGAGCAGUAGCACCUCAGCUGGAAACUUAAUAUUAAAGGUUAUUGAAACUGAAAUUAUUUGAAGCUAUCAACAUGGUCCAGUUACACGUGAAACGAGGAGACGAGAGUCAGUUUCAUUUCAGCACGACUGUCGACAUCUCACUGGAAACUCUGAUUGAAGAAGUCACAGCCAUCCACAAUGGGAGAUUGAAAGUGGACAGGAUUUGCUCAGAAGUACCAGAGCUGGCAGAACAUGGCAUAACACUACCCCCAAAUAUGCAAGGCCUCACUGAUGACCAAAUAGUAGAUUUGAAACUUCAUGAUGAAUGGGAGGAUACGUGCAUACCUAGUGGUGGUGCAGAAUUUAAAAAGGAUGAAAUUGGACGCAGAAAUGGACACGCUCCAAAUGAAAAAAUGAAAGACGUUUUGAUGAAGACAUUGGAAGAGGCCAGAGCUUUAAUCUCGAAGAAACAGGUCCAGGCAAAUGUGUGUGUUACUAUGGGGAUGGUGAAGGAGGCUUUGGAUCUCCUCAGGGGUGCAGUUAUGAUCGUUUACCCCAUGGGCCUUCCUCCACAUGACCCAAUCAGAAUGGAGCUGGAGGACAAGGAAGAUCUAGCUGGCACACAGGCGUCUCUGCAGGUGAUGCCAGCUGAAGAGGCCCAGCUCUGGUGGGCAGCAAAAGAAAUGCAGCGCGGCAAGAAGCUGCAGGACUAUGUUGGCAAAAACGAGAAGACUAAGAUUGUGGUCAAACUACAAAAGAGGGGCCAGGGGGCGCCAGCGAGGGAACCACUGAUCACGGAGGAGCAGCAGAAGCAGAUGAUGUUGCACUACCACAGGAGACAAGAGGAGCUUAAGAAACUGGAUGACGCAGACGACGACACUCAUCUGCAGUCACAGUGGUCCGACAGGCAGGCCCUGAAAAAGCAGUUCCAAGGCUUAACUAACAUCAAAUGGGGCCCGAGGUGAUCAGCCGAGCUCACAGACUCAUCUCUGUGUGCUGUUGGCAGUGCCUUACCCGCUGACAUUUGCAGUGAUUGCUGUACUCCUCAGCACUGUAAUGUUUGCGAUCAGACUCUGUUUGGAUUUCCUUGUCUUACUGUUUUUUGACCCACAUGUUUUUGGAUUGUACAUAUACAUGAUAAGUUAUAGUAUUGAGAAAAUAAAACAAUUGUUAACUGGG
Messenger RNA from Clupea harengus (Atlantic herring), 1231 nucleotides. It is a transcript of the gene cfap298, whose product is annotated as cilia and flagella associated protein 298. The record is from RefSeq and is a predicted model, not a curated record. Lineage: Eukaryota; Metazoa; Chordata; Actinopteri; Clupeiformes; Clupeidae. Gene Ontology annotation, biological process: regulation of cilium movement.